Molecule: messenger RNA, 1947 nt
Organism: Psammomys obesus (fat sand rat)
Lineage: Eukaryota; Metazoa; Chordata; Mammalia; Rodentia; Muridae
Gene: Bpi
Product: bactericidal permeability increasing protein
Exons: 15
Coding region: 110-1561 (483 amino acids)
Biological process (GO): lipopolysaccharide-mediated signaling pathway; negative regulation of tumor necrosis factor production; innate immune response
Molecular function (GO): lipopolysaccharide binding
Source: RefSeq, a predicted model, not a curated record
UGCCUUCCUCCUUCCUUUUUCUAAUACUGCCCUUCCCUUCCCCAGACAGCUUCUUUUUAGGUCUCAGGUUCCCCUCCGAGGCCUCGAGGUUUGGGCUGCCCCGGAGGACAUGGCCUGGGGCCCUGACAACGUGCGGAAAUGGUCAACCCCGGCGCUGCUGGCCAUCAUGGGCACAGUGCUGACAGCGGCCACCAGCCCUGGCUUCGUGGCCAUGAUCACCCAGAAGGGCCUGGACUUCGCGUGCCAGCAGGGUGUGAUCGUGUUGCAGAAGGAGCUACAAGGCAUCAGUAUUCCCGAAUUCUCUGGAGAAGCCUUUAAGUUGAAGCACCUGGGGAAAGGCUACUAUUACUUCUACAGCAUGGUUGUGGAUGUAUUUCAAAUCCCUGAUCCCAAGAUCAAGCUCUUGCCCAAUGAUGGCCUCCAGCUGUCCAUUAAAAAUGCCAGCAUCAAGAUCAAUGGAAGAUGGAAAUCAAGGAAGAAUUUCCUCAAAGCCAAUGGCAAGUUUAGCUUGAACGUCAAAGGUAUCUCCAUCUCCGCUGACCUGAAGCUGGACACUGACUCCUCAGGCCACAUCACUGUCAACUUUUCCUCCUGCUAUGGUCACAUCGACAAAAUCCGUAUCCGAGUCUCAGGCGGCAUGGUGGGGUGGCUGAUCCAACCGUUCCACAGGAGAAUGGAGAAUUCCCUGAGAAACAUCAUUUACUCGAAGAUCUGCAAGAUCGUGAACAACUCUGUGUACUCCAAACUGCAGCCCUAUGUGCGCACUUUCCCAGUGAUAUCUAGAGUGGAUGAUGUAACCAAGAUUGACUACAGUCUGGUGGCACCUCUGACAAUCGAGUCAGAGUUCCUGAAGGGGCAGCUAAAGGGGGAGUUUUUCUGGCGGGAACACCGCAGCGCCUCUCCCACCGCCCCACCAUUAAUGGAUUUUAACCCCAGCAAUGACUACAUGGUGUCCCUGGGCAUCUCCGACUACUUCUUCAACACUGCAGGAUUCGCAUACCACGAGUCUGGAACCUUGAAAAUAACCCUGAUGAACCAAAUGUUGCCAAAGGAUACCAAAUUCCAACUGAACACUGAGUUCCUUGGGACCUUCCUGCCCGAGGUGACAGCGAAAUUCCCCAGCAUGGAGGUGCAGCUGCUGAUCUCGGCCGCCUCGCCACCGCACCUGAGCAUACAGUCCUCCGGCCUCUUGUUCUACCCCACCAUGGAGACCCAGGCCUUCGUGGUUCUCCCCAACUCCUCCCUGGUCCCUCUCUUCCUGGUUGGCAUGAACACAAGUGCCUCUUUGGAAGUGGAUGCUGACGAGAAUAGGCUUAUCGGAGAGCUUAAGCUAGACAAGAUGCUGCUGCAACUGAAGAACUCCAACUUUGGCACCUUUCAGGUGGAGUUAAUGGAAACUGCCAUAAACUCCCUUAUGCACUCAGUGGUGCUGCCCAAGAUCAAUGAGUGGCUGCAUGCAGGCUUCCCUCUUCCCUUGCCCGAUGGGGUCAACCUCAAGAACUUCCUGUUUCAGUCCUACCAGAAUUUCCUGGUCCUUGAAGCGGAUAUCUACCUGACCUGAGAUCACCGUGGGCCCAGGGCCAGGGAGUUCUGCAGCUGCUCCCGAGGGGCCACUGCACUCAGGUUCUUUAGUCUUUGGCCUUGAUCCCCCAGCUCCCUGCUCAAUUCCCGGAGCCCAGCUCUAGAAAUAACCCAAGCCAGUGGAAACUGAACACUGGAAAGGCAGGAGGUCUGUGUGCCAGCGCUCCAUGCCUCUUCCCGCCCAGCCCUUCGAGCCAUUGGCAUUUCCGCUGGAACUGUGGCACCACUUUAGGCUGGACAAAAACACCCGUUCCCCCUGCAACCCCCGUGGAUUCUGUGUGCUGGUGUGGCUUUUUGUCCAUUCGUUAAUGCACUCACUGGCUGUAACCAUCAUGGCCUGAAGCGCGUGUACUCUUGAGUCCUCGU